Rhizophagus irregularis DAOM 181602=DAOM 197198 is the source of this 325-nucleotide messenger RNA. NCBI's taxonomy places the organism in Eukaryota, Fungi, Glomeromycota, Glomeromycetes, Glomerales, Glomeraceae. The record is from RefSeq and is a predicted model, not a curated record.
CCUAUAAAAAAAAUUUAUUUUUAUCUUUAAUUUUCUUUGAUUUUCUUUUGAUUUGAAAUCAAUUCUUUAUGAUUCACAAAAUUAAUUAUUUUAAUCAGUAUGCUUUUUUUUUGUCUAGAUUUGGACAAUUAAUAAUAAAUUCUUCCGUUUCCGGUCCGAAAACAAGGGGAUUUUACGUAAUUUUACCGAUAUUUGGAAAUAUUAAUUAUAUAAAUUGGGAGAAUACCAUUGAGAAUGAUCAAUAGUUAAAGAAAGAAAGAACCCUUUGAAAGGAAGUCAUUUAAAUUUUGUAUACUUUCAAAAUUACGUAUUUCUUUCAAUUUUA